AUGGAGAGGGCAAAUAAGAGACGGGUGUUCACUCUUCGAAUAAUGCCGUCUGGAACACAAAGAGCAGCGACUUCGAAGAGAUCGAUCUAUCUAUCUACCUAUCUAGCUAGCUCGCUUGCUAUCUCACUCUGUUCAUAUCUAUCUAUCUAUCUAUCUAUCUAUCUAUCUAUCUAUCUAUCUAUCUAUCUAUCUAUCCCUAAAGAUAUCUAUCUAUCUAUCUAUCUAUCUAUCUAUCUAUCUAUCUAUCUAUCUAUCCCUAAAGAUAUCUAUCUCAGUAUAAACGUAUCUAUCUAUCUAUCUAUCUAUCUAUCUAUCUAUCUAUCUAUUUCAGCUUAUCCCCCAGCUUGUUCAUUAUCUAUCUAUCUAUCUAUCUAUCUAUCUAUCUAUCUAUCUAUCUAUCACAGCCAAUUUCCGGUAUUACUCUCUCUCUCUCUCUCUCUUUCUAUCUAUCUAUCUAUCUAUCUAUCUCAAUCCCUGUCUCCCUCAAUAUCUAUAUCUCUUAAUUUAUCCCUGGCCUUGUAUUCGUUUUUGUCUUUGCAUAUAUUCUUGCAUUGCUUCAUUUUUUUUUUCUUCUGCACACAUCUAUUGCUUUCCUUUUUGUCUUUCUUUCUCUCUAUCAGAACGAUUUUUUUCUUUUCUUUUUUUACAUCUGCCCGGAAACUUGUUCUUCUUCUUCUUCUUCUUCUUCUUCUUCUUCUUCUUCUUCUUCUUCUCUCCCUCUUUUCAAUGAAGACGACCGAGGUAUGGGUAUCUCCUGCAUUUCUACUUCUCUUAAUGGCUGCUCCUCUGGCUCUGGUUGGGGACCCUCAUUCUGCUGCUGAAGGGAAGUGUCGGUACUUUUGGCUCCCUUCUUGCCGACUUCCUUACACGCUCCAGUCUUCUGGGGUGUCUGCGCUGUUGCCUGUCAUGUUGCUACUUCAUUUUUCUUUUUGGGUUGUGGGACAGGAUUUCGUCCCGGGCAAGCCUUCGACAAAAGCCUCGCAGCCCCACAAACCCAACAAAGUGGUCGACGACCCUCCACAACAACAUAGAUAUGUCUACCCUUAA
This is a messenger RNA of Acanthosepion pharaonis, 1047 nucleotides long. Lineage: Eukaryota; Metazoa; Mollusca; Cephalopoda; Sepiida; Sepiidae. The record is from the annotation of a GenBank genome assembly.